UUUAUUAUCUGCUUGUGAGACACUCUUUGGUUGUUUACCUGUUAGCCGCUAGACAAGGAGCUUUAAAGGUUUAAAGGUUUAAAAGAUAAAAAACGCGACUUUACGUCGGUUAUAUAAAGUCCACAGUUUCCUUCAAAGUUUUAUGCAAACAGCAGAAAGGAGCUUAGGGAGACACUGCAGCUGUUUGGGUGGUUUUAGCAGAAGUAAGGAGGCUAACGGCAGCUAGCUUGGUCGGCGAGUUCAGCCGAGUGCACUUUGAGCAGCUGCACAGAUCAGAGGUCACCUGGACAGCUGUGACGGUCCUCUGGGACGAUGGCGAACCCGCUGAGGGCUGAAGUGGUUCGACUCUACAAGAAUCUCCUCUACCUCGGACGGGAGUAUCCCAAAGGCGCCGACUACUUCAGGGACCGUUUGAGGGCGGCGUUUACAAAGAACAAGUCGGUUCAAGACCCGGAGCAGAUCAAAGCGAUGAUCGCUCGAGGGGAGUUCGUGGCCCGAGAGCUGGAGGCACUCUACUACCUGAGGAAAUACCGAGCCAUGAAGAAGCGCUACUACGAGGACUGAGACUCAGAGAGACAAAAACAAAAACAAAAACAAAAAACGCGAGAAAGGAAACCUGGUUAUUUAUUGUCAGUGUAACUCAGCGUCACCGAGCAGCAGACUGCGACUGCCGUCCUCCGAGAACAACAGCAGCUUCAGAGUGUUAUUGUUCUAUUCCUGAAGUCAGGUCGUCACCGAGGACAACAUUUAAAUAAAAGUAUAUAUAAAAAAAAAA
Molecule: messenger RNA, 775 nt
Organism: Stegastes partitus (bicolor damselfish)
Lineage: Eukaryota; Metazoa; Chordata; Actinopteri; Pomacentridae
Gene: lyrm5b
Product: LYR motif containing 5b
Exons: 3
Coding region: 313-564 (83 amino acids)
Biological process (GO): respiratory electron transport chain
Cellular component (GO): mitochondrion
Source: RefSeq, a predicted model, not a curated record